AUGGCAGGUGACGAACAGACGUACACACCUGAUUUAGACCUCAGUUAUGAGGUGCCCGCUGUCCUAAGUGAGGCUGAUGAGAGCUGGGAAGGCGAGAGGAGGCGCAGACAAAGGAAAAGAAGACCAAAAGGGAGAGGGACAAGAGUAGAGCGUGCAGGUCUUGGUCCAGGAGACAAAGAGCAGAGAGAAGGAGAGAAUUUAGAGGAAGGAGAUGGACCAGGUGGAAGAGGCCAGAGAGCUGGAAGAGAGAGUGCAGAUGUUUCAGGUGGAAAAGGAGAGAGUGUGGGCCCUGCACCAGGUGACAGAGGCCAGAGGGGUGGAAGAGGCCAGAGAGGUGGAAGAGGUCAGAGAGGUGGAAGAGGAGAUAAUGCAGGUCCAAGUACUGGAGUUGGCAGCAGAGGAAGGAAAGGGAAAGGAGGCAGAGAUGCAGAGGAAGAGAACAGAGUUCAGAUGAUCCAAAUUGACCGAAGGGUCCGGACAGAGGCACUCAUUCAGGGCAUGAGUGAAGUGAGGCUACGAGCACUAGCAACCCAGGUCUUCUCCCGGAAUCCUGGAUUAGUUUUUGAUGCACUUCCUCCAUUGGACAGCACAACCCCACCUAACGCUGCUCUUCCAUGGUGCACCUGUGGGAACUGCAGGGAAAUGGCCACAGAUGCUGAAAGGAAAUGCUGUGGCCAGGGGCCUGACUACUGCAUCAGCAAAUUGGCACAUUUUGAUCUGUAUUGUCUGGAAGAUGGUUAUUUGCGUAUUCACAGAGAUUACAGAAAUGAUAUGUUGGUGGUAGCUGAAGUUAUAGAGCCAGGAGAUGAUAACAGACAAUUUAGGUAUGCUGCUUAUCGUCAAUACAUCUUUUGUCAGCAUGGGUCACUGGGUCUGGGUAAGCGACGUGUUAUUCCCAGCUGCUGUAUAUGGAAAAUAAGGGACAAAUACCCUGACCCCCAAGGCCAGUACACUGGCUUUGUACCCACCAUUUGA
Molecule: messenger RNA, 975 nt
Organism: Carassius gibelio (silver crucian carp)
Lineage: Eukaryota; Metazoa; Chordata; Actinopteri; Cypriniformes; Cyprinidae
Product: P2X purinoceptor 7-like
Exons: 3
Coding region: 1-975 (324 amino acids)
Biological process (GO): monoatomic ion transport
Cellular component (GO): membrane
Molecular function (GO): purinergic nucleotide receptor activity; monoatomic ion channel activity; ATP binding
Source: RefSeq, a predicted model, not a curated record